This is a messenger RNA of Nestor notabilis (Kea), 1495 nucleotides long. RefSeq names its product trafficking protein particle complex 9 (gene TRAPPC9). The transcript is spliced from 8 exons. The annotation marks the transcript as partial. NCBI's taxonomy places the organism in Eukaryota, Metazoa, Chordata, Aves, Psittaciformes, Psittacidae. The record is from RefSeq and is a predicted model, not a curated record. Gene Ontology annotation, cellular component: trans-Golgi network.
AUGAGCGUUCCUGACUACAUGCAGUGUGCUGAGGACCAUCAGACUCUCCUGGUUGUGGUUCAGCCCAUUGGCAUUGUACCUGAAGAGAGCUUUUUCAGGAUCUACAAGCGCAUUUCAGCAGUGAGUCAAGUUAACGUGCGCGACUCUCAGCGGGUGCUGUAUAUCCGUUACAGGCACCAUUACCCCCCAGAGAACAACGAGUGGGGGGAUUUUCAGACGCACCGGAAGGUUGUGGGGCUGAUAACCAUUACAGACUGUUCCUCUGCAAAGGACUGGCCUCAGACUUUUGAGAAGUUCCAUCUCCACAAGGAGCUGUAUGGUGCUACUCUCUACGAUUCCCGCUUGUUUGUCUUUGGGCUUCAAGGAGAGAUUGCAGAGCAACCCCGCACAGAUGUGGCAUUUUAUCCUAGUUAUGAUGAAUGUGAAACUGUGGAGAAGAGAAUAGAAGACUUUAUUGAAUCCCUCUUCAUAGUGUUGGAGUCUAAGCGACUUGACAGAGCCACUGAUAAGUCUGGAGACAAGAUCCCGCUCCUCUGUGUUCCCUUUGAGAAGAAGGAUUUUGUAGGUCUGGACACUGAUAGUAGGCACUAUAAGAAGCGUUGUCAGGGCCGGAUGAGGAAACACGUUGGUGACUUGUGUUUACAAGCUGGAAUGUUACAGGAUUCCCUGGUGCAUUAUCACAUGGCAGUGGAACUUCUGCGCUCUGUGAAUGACUUUCUGUGGCUUGGAGCUGCUCUGGAGGGGUUAUGCUCAGCAUCAGUCAUUUACCAUUAUCCGGGUGGUACUGGAGGUAAAGUUGGAUCUCGCAGGGCACAAGGAGGUUCUCUUUCUGCUGAGGCAGGCAACAGGCACAGGCCAGGGGCACAAGAAGUUCUCAUUGAUCCAGGUGCUCUGACUUCCAAUGGUAUUAAUGCAGAUACCAGUGCUGAGAUAGGACGUGCCAAGAAUUGCCUUAGCCCUGAAGACAUCAUAGAUAAAUAUAAAGAAGCCAUUUCUUACUAUGGCAAGUACAAGAAUGCUGGGGUGAUUGAGCUGGAAGCCUGCGUGAAGGCAGUGAGAGUCCUCGCCAUACAGAAAAGGAGCAUGGAAGCCUCUGAGUUUCUUCAGAAUGCAGUUUACAUCAACCUUCGUCAGCUUUCAGAAGAAGAGAAAAUCCAGCGCUACAGCAUUCUGUCUGAGCUCUACGAGCGGAUCGGCUUCCACCGCAAGUCUGCCUUCUUCAAGCGCAUAGCAGCAAUGCAGUGUGCAGCCCCCAGCAUCCCAGAGCCUGGCUGGAGGGCCUGCUACAAACUGCUCUUGGAAACCCUCCCUGGCUAUAGCUUAUCGUUGGAUCCUAAAGAUUUCAGCAAAGGAACUCACAGAGGAUGGGCUGCAGUACAGAUGCGUUUGCUUCAUGAACUAGUAUAUGCUUCCAGAAGAAUGGGCAAUCCUGCUCUGUGUGUCAGGCAUCUGUCUUUCCUGCUCCAGACCAUGCUGGACUUUCUUUCCGAUCAAG